ACGGUAAAGCCAUGUUUCCCAGGAGGUCUGUACAAAAAGCCAGACUACUACUGGCAGUUACUGAGAGAGAUAGGCUUUCCAUCCAUGGCAGCCAUUUACUUUUGCUCUGGGAGACGUUUGUAAUAGAAAAGGCACAACUGGGGUAUUUAUUCACUUCCCCCCGUUCCUCUAGUGUUUGGUGGCGUUGCCGUUGCAAGUGGGCAGGGCUAAAAUGAACUGGUUAUCUUAGGAUCAUGGAAAACCUGGAAUCAAGGCUCAAGAAUGCCCCCUAUUUUUGUUGUGAGAAGGGAACCGAUUCCAUCCCUCUAUGCCGGAAGUGUGAGACGUGUGUCUUAGCCUGGAAGAUCUUCUCUACCAAAGAGUGGUUCUGCAGGAUCAAUGACAUAUCACAGAGGAGGUUUCUAGUUGGCAUUCUGAAGCAGUUAAAUAGCUUAUAUUUGUUACACUAUUUCCAAAAUAUCCUUCAGACCACACAGGGAAAGGAUUUCAUCUAUAACAGGUCCCGGAUCAACCUCAGCAAGAAAGAGGGGAAAGUUGUGAAGUCCUCCUUGAACCAAAUGUUGGAUAAAACAGUAGAACGGAAGAUGAAAGAGAUCUUGUACUGGUUUGCGAACAGCACCCAGUGGACCAAGGCGAAUUAUACUCUCUUACUGCUGCAGAUGUGCAACCCCAAAUUACUGCUCACUGCUGCCAAUGUGAUCAGAGUCCUGUUUCUGAGAGAGGAGAACAAUAUCUCAGGGCUCAAUCAAGACAUCACAGAUGUGUGUUUUUCCCCUGAGAAAGACCACAGCUCCAAGUCUGCGACCUCACAAGUCUAUUGGACAGCCAAAACUCCGCACACAUCCCUUCCUUUGUCCAAAGCCCCAAAAAAUGAACACUUGCUUGGGGCAGCAUCUAACCCUGAGGAACCAUGGAGGAAUUCACUCCGGUGUAUUUCCGAAAUGAAUAGGCUGUUUUCUGGAAAAGGAGACAUAACCAAGCCAGGGUACGAUCCCUGCAAUCUAUUGGUUGACCUGGAUGACAUCAGAGACCUGUCUUCUGGGUUUAACAAAUACCGAGACUUCAUCCGUUACCUGCCCAUCCACCUCGCCAAGUACAUUCUAAGAAUGCUGGAUAGACACACCCUGAACAAGUGCGCCUCUGUGAGCCAGCACUGGGCCGCCAUGGCUCAACAGGUCAAGAUGGACUUGUCAGCGCACGGCUUCACUCAGAACCAGAUUACCUUCUUGCAGGGGUCCUACACAAGAGGAAUUGAUCCUAAUUAUGCCAAUAAGGUUUCUAUCCCAGUUCCUAAAAUGGUAGAUGACGGGAAGAGUAUGCGUGUGAAACAUCCGAAGUGGAAGCUGAGAACGAAGAAUGAGUACAACCUGUGGACUGCAUACCAGAACGAGGAAACGCAGCAGGUCCUGAUGGAGGAGAGAAAUGUUUUCUGUGGGACCUACAAUGUUCGCAUUCUCUCUGACACGUGGGAUCAAAACCGAGUCAUCCACUAUUCCGGGGGAGAUCUGAUAGCUGUGUCAUCUAAUCGAAAGAUCCAUCUUCUGGACAUCAUACAAGUGAAAGCGAUACCCGUUGAAUUCCGAGGCCAUGCUGGGAGUGUCCGGGCCCUCCUCCUGUGUGAGGAGGAAAACUUUCUCCUAAGCGGGAGCUAUGACCUAAGUAUCAGAUACUGGGAUCUGAAAAGUGGGGUUUGCGCACGAAUCUUCGGUGGUCACCAGGGGACUAUCACUUGCAUGGACUUGUGUAAGAACAGGCUCGUAUCUGGAGGAAGAGAUUGCCAGGUAAAAGUAUGGGAUGUAGACACAGGGAAGUGCCUGAAGACGUUUAGACACAAAGACCCCAUCUUGGCCACCAGGAUCAAUGAUACCUACAUUGUGAGCAGCUGUGAGCGAGGGCUGGUGAAAGUGUGGCACAUUGCCAUGGCCCAGUUGGUAAAGACUCUCAAUGGCCACGAGGGAGCCGUGAAAUGCCUGUUCUUUGACCAGUGGCAUCUCCUGUCAGGAAGCACUGAUGGCCUGGUCAUGGCCUGGAGCAUGGUGGGGAAGUACGAGCGCUGCCUGAUGGCCUUCAAGCAUCCCAAGGAGGUGCUCGACGUGUCCCUUCUCUUCCUCCGGGUCAUCAGCGCCUGUGCAGAUGGCAAGAUCCGAAUUUACAAUUUCCUCAACGGGAACUGUAUGAAGGUGAUAAAAGCCAAUGGCAGAGGCGAUCCUGUGCUGUCCUUCUUUAUUCAGGGCAACAGGAUGGUGGUCAACACAGAGAGCAAUGUUCUCAUGUUCCAGUUUGAGCACAUAAAGUGGCAGUAUGCCGUGGAAAAAACGAAACAAAAGAAGAAUAAGGAGAAAGAGGAGGAAAAAGAAGAAAAUAGUCUCAUGGAAAUUCUCUCUAAGUGUAAUAUUCAGGUUCACAGCCCAAGAGAGUCUGUAUCCAGUAAACAAACUGUGAUCCAAGAGCUCCUACCAGGCAAACCUCCCAAGUCCCGAGUACUCCUGAAGCCGGCCAAGUUCUCUUCAGCAGUGUUAAUAGAGGAACUUCAAAGUCAAGGAAAGUCAAAAUCACCCCGAAGAGAUGCAGGCCACUACCUUUGCUUGUCUUUGAGAAACUGGAAUGAAUACAAUGCCUGGCUUCUCCCAAGAGUGACUGGUUUUCCUUAAUUGUCCCUUUUCUGACUUGAGGCCACAGAGAGAGAACCUUCCUAAGAUGAUGUGGAGAAAGCACAAAAACAAGGACAAUUGGAAACUCCUGGAAAACUGCCCAGUCACCCAAAGAAAAAGUCUUGGAAAAUCCCUAUGUCACCUGACCAAUUCCUCCUGACUGUUUGCGCCCUGCAGCAAGCCCAUAAUUCCGGGGAAUUUGCCUAUCCCUGUAGGCCCCAAACAGAAAUUACUGAUGUCUGGGGACCUUCAAUUUCAUACCCAAGGAAGGUCUUGAAUUUCAAAGGAAAAUCAAUCCAACGUGCAGUUGAUCGGUUGAGAUUGAGCAAUCCUCCUAUAGAUGUGAAACGAACCAGUAUUCCCCUUGAAAUCCAGAAACUGCAGCCCAACUUGAAGAUCUCUUUGCACAGUCCUAGAGUCCAGUCCACCAUACCCCAGCCCAUGAUUAUCCGCUCCAGGUUCUCUGGCAGCUUAAAGGGUGGAGACCAAGUGACCAGUUCAAUUGAAAGGGCUGUGUGCAGUACGGGUCCCCUGACUAGUAUGCAGGUCAUUAAACCAAACCGCAUGCUAGCUCCACAAGUGGGCACAGCCACCCUGUCUCUUAAGAAAGAACGGCCUCGCAUCUAUACAGCCCUUGAUCCUUUUAGAGUGAACACUGAGUUUGUGCUGUUGACCGUGAAGGAGGAGAAGGAGCACCAGGAAGCCAAGAUGAAGGAAUAUCAGGCCAGGGAGUCCACUGGAGUGGUUGAUCCAGGAAAAGCCAGCAAAGCUGCAUGGAUCAGGAAGAUCAAAGGCCUGCCUAUUGAUAAUUUCACGAAGCAAGGGAAAACAGCGGCCCCUGAACUUGGACAAAAUGUAUUUAUCUAAACCAGACUUGGGAAAUUACAAUGUUUUACAAUAAACAGAAAGCCAAGCAGA
Molecule: messenger RNA, 3569 nt
Organism: Pan troglodytes (chimpanzee)
Lineage: Eukaryota; Metazoa; Chordata; Mammalia; Primates; Hominidae
Gene: FBXW10
Product: F-box and WD repeat domain containing 10
Exons: 15
Coding region: 234-2651 (805 amino acids)
Molecular function (GO): protein binding
Source: RefSeq, a predicted model, not a curated record